Molecule: messenger RNA, 4459 nt
Organism: Homo sapiens (human)
Lineage: Eukaryota; Metazoa; Chordata; Mammalia; Primates; Hominidae
Product: putative POM121-like protein 1-like
Exons: 1
Coding region: 948-4442 (1164 amino acids)
Source: RefSeq, a predicted model, not a curated record
UUUCUUUUUCUUUUUUUUAUCUGGAGACUGAGUUUUGCACUCGUUGCCCAGGCUGGAGUGCAAUGGUGCGAUCUCAGCUCACUGCAGUCUCCACCUCAGCAGGAGAGCAGGAAUCUUCAGUGAUCCACGGGCAGAUCUGCAGCCAUUGUGGGCACCUGUUCCUCCCGCGACCUUUGUGCCCACGUCUCUCCCUCCAGUACCUAUUGCACGACCCCCCCCACGUCCGCCUCCUGCCAUUGCCAGCAAGUGCCUUGCGCGGGUACCUGGCUGCGCUUAUUAAUCCAUUAUGGUCGCUCUGUCACUGGUGCCAUUAUGUGCUCACAUGCCCACUCCCUCAGGUUUAGAAGUCGCGUCGCCCGGCAACAGAACAAUCUGCUGGCUUAGCCUUUGGCCAAGUUGGCAGCUGGACGAGGACGCUCAGAGCCCAGCUCUCGAGAGUUCAAGUAUCCGACAGUUCCCCACUGCUCCCAGGAGCGGUUACCCGGGCACUCUGUGCCCCUCAUUCCUGUUUGGGCCAAGGCCGAGGACCUGCGAGUAGGGCUCAGUUGCCUAGAGCCCCUUCAGCCCAUCGCCCAGUUCACUUUGCUUGUGGGAUCUCCCCGUUGCUCCUGCCCCUGGACUGAGUGGCAGGCCAUCCUACAAACACCCGGACACUCAACAUCAGUGGUGUCAAGACAACUCUAAGAAGGUUUUCCGUGAUCCUGCAAGACCUGUGUUCCAUCCUGGUGAUUCUGUCUCCAAUUUCACUGCACAGGUACCACAGUAAGCCAGUGCUGUGUGCUCCGAAUUCCAGGGCAUCCCCCAGCUCAGCCACUACACUGAGCACAAGGACUCUGUGGGGCCCAGGAGCAGGUAGUCACCCCUUUGGGGUCCUCAACACCCGGCUGUCCCCAGACUUGUGUCCAGGGAAGAUAGUGUUGAGGGCCCUCAAGGAGAGCAGGGCAGGGAUGCCUGAGCAGGACAAGGACCCCAGAGUCCAAGAAAAUCCUGCUGAUCAGAGAACGGUCCCCGAGGUCACCGGGGAUGCACGGUCUGCAUUUUGGCCCCUGCGGGACAAUGGAGGCCUCUCUCCCUUUGUGCCCAGGCCCGGGCCUCUGCAGACAGACCUCGAUGCCCAGAGCUCAGAAAUCAGAUAUAACCAGACAUCCCAGACAUCCUGGACGAGCUCGAGCACAAAACGAAAUGCCAUCUCCAGCUCCUACAGCUCCACGGGAGGCUUGCCGGGGCUAAAGCAGAGGAGGGGACCAGCCUCAUCCCGCUGCCAGCUGACCCUCAGUUACUCAAAGACAGUGAGUGAGGACAGGCCUCAGGCUGUCUCUUCGGGUCACACACGGUGUGAAAAGGCGGCAGAUACAGCACCAGGGGAGACACUCGCCCCAAGGGGUGGCUCCCCCAGAUCCCAGGCCUCUAGGCCCCGUAGACGCAAGAUUCGCCUGCUGCCAAGCAGGCGAGGGGAGCCUUUGAUGCUGCCACCUCCCUUAGAGCUGGGGUACCGGGUCACGGCGGAAGACCUGCACCUGGAAAAACAGGCAGCAUUCCAGCGCAUCAACAGUGCACUGCACGUUGAGGACAAGGCCAUCUCGGACUGCAGACCCUCACGGCCUUCCCACACUUUGUCCUCACUUGCAACAGGGGCUUCGGGUGGGCCUCCCCUUUCUAAAGCACCCACUAUGGAUGCACAGCAGGACAGACCCAAGUCCCAAGACUGCCUGGGCCUAGUGGCCCCCCUAGCAUCUGCUGCAGAGGUCUCCUCUACAGCUCCCGUGUCUGGGAAGAAGCAGAGACCACCAGGACCCCUGUUCUCCUCCUCAGAUACCCUUCCUGCCACCUCUUCCCACUCCCGGGACUCAGCCCAGGUCACCUCGAUGAUUCCUGCCCCCUUCACAGCUGCAAGCAGGGAUGCCGGCAUGAGAAGAACAAGGUCGGCCCCUGCAGCUGCCGCAGCAGCCCCUCCCCCCUCCACAUUGAACCCCACGUCGGGGUCACUACUCAAUGCAGUGGAUGGAGGCCCCUCACAUUUCUUGGCCUCAGCCACAGCUGCAGCACGUGCCCAGAGGUCAGAAGUGAGAUAUAACCAGAGAUCCCAGACCACCCGGACCAGAUCCUGCCUCAAACGAAAUGCCAGCUCCAGCUCCCACAGCUCUACGGAAGGCCUCCCGGAACUAAAGCGGAGGAGGGGGCCAGCCUCAUCCCACUGCCAGCUGGCCCACAGUUCCUCAAAGACAGUGAGUGAGGACGGAGCUCAGGCUGUCUCUACGGGUCACCGCUGUGAAAAGAAGGCAGACACAGCACCAGGGCAGACACUCGCCCCCAGGGGUGGCUCCCCCAGAUCCCAGGCCUCUAGGCCCCACAUCAACAGUGCACUGCACGUUGAGGACAAGGCCAUCUCGGACUGCAGACCCUCACGGCCUUCCCACACUUUGUCCUCACUUGCAACAGGGGCUUCGCGUGGGCCUCCCGUUUCUAAAGCACCCACUAUGGAUGCACAGCAGGACAGACCCAAGUCCCAAGACUGCCUGGGCCUAGUGGCCCCCCUAGCAUCUGCUGCAGAGGUCCCCUCUACAGCUCCCGUGUCUGGGAAGAAGCACAGACCACCAGGACCCCUGUUCUCCUCCUCAGAUACCCUUCCUGCCACCUCUUCCCACUCCCGGGACUCAGCCCAGGUCACCUCGAUGAUUCCUGCCCCCUUCACAGCUGCAAGCAGGGAUGCCGGCAUGAGAAGAACAAGGUCGGCUCCUGCAGCUGCCGCAGCAGCCCCUCCCCCCUCCACAUUGAACCCCACGUCGGGGUCACUACUCAAUGCAGUGGAUGGAGGCCCCUCACAUUUCUUGGCCUCAGCCACAGCUGCAGCACGUGCCCAGAGGUCAGAAGUGAGAUAUAACCAGAGAUCCCAGACCUCCCGGACCAGAUCCUGCCUCAAACGAAAUGCCAGCUCCAGCUCCCACAGCUCUACGGAAGGCCUCCCGGAACUAAAGCGGAGGAGGGGGCCAGCCUCAUCCCACUGCCAGCUGGCCCACAGUUCCUCAAAGACAGUGAGUGAGGACGGAGCUCAGGCUGUCUCUACGGGUCACCGCUGUGAAAAGAAGGCAGAUACAGCACCAGGGCAGACACUCGCCCCCAGGGGUGGCUCCCCCAGAUCCCAGGCCUCUAGGCCCCACAUCAACAGUGCACUGCACGUUGAGGACAAGGCCAUCUCGGACUGCAGACCCUCACGGCCUUCCCACACUUUGUCCUCACUUGCAACGGGGGCUUCGGGUGGGCCUCCCGUUUCUAAAGCACCCGCUAUGGAUGCACAGCAGGACAGACCCAAGUCCCAAGACUGCCUGGGCCUAGUGGCCCCCCUAGCAUCUGCUGCAGAGGUCUCCUCUACAGCUCCCGUGUCUGGGAAGAAGCACAGACCACCAGGACCCCUGUUCUCCUCCUCAGAUCCCCUUCCUGCCACCUCUUCCCACUCCCGGGACUCAGCCCAGGUCACCUCGCUGAUUCCUGCCCCCUUCACAGCUGCAAGCAGGGAUGCCAGCAUGAGAAGAACAAGGCCUGGCACCUCCGCUCCUGCAGCUGCAGCAGCAGCCCCUCCCCCCUCCACAUUGAACCCCACGUCGGGGUCACUACUCAAUGCAGUGAAUGGAGGCCCCUCACAUUUCUUGGCCUCAGCCACAGCUGCAGCACGUGCCCAGAGGUCAGAAGUGAGAUAUAACCAGAGAUCCCAGACCUCCCGGACCAGAUCCUGCCUCCAAGGAAAUGCCAGCUCCAGCUCCCACAGUUCUACGGAAGGCCUCCCGGAACUAAAGCGGAGGAGGGGGCCAGCCUCAUGCCACUGCCAGCUGGCCCUCAGUUCCUCAAACACAGUGAGUGAGGACGGACCUCAGGCUGUCUCUUCGGGUCACACCCGCUGUCAAAAGGCAGAUACAGCACCAGGGCAGACACUCGCCCCCAGGGGUGGCUCCCCCAGAUCCCAGGCCUCUAGGCCCCACAUCAACAGUGCACUGCACGUUGAGGGCAAGGCCAUCUCGGACUGCAGACCCUCACGGCCUUCCCACACUUUGUCCUCACUUGCAACGGGGGCUUCGCGUGGGCCUCCCCUUUCUAAAGCACCCACUAUGGAUGCACAGCAGGACAGACCCAAGUCCCAAGACUGCCUAGGCCUAGUGGCCCCCCUAGCAUCUGCUGCAGAGGUCUCCUCUACAGCUCCCGUGUCUGGGAAGAAGCACAGACCACCAGGACCCCUGUUCUCCUCCUCAGAUCCCCUUCCUGCCACCUCUUCCCACUCCGGGGACUCAGCCCAGGACACCUCGCUGAUUCCUGCCCCCCUCACACCUGCAAGCAGGGAUGCCGGCGUGAGAAGAAUGUUUUGUGUUCGAAAUUGUUUGAGGGGUUUGGGUUUAUUUUUGUUGGUUUUUUCUUUUUUGUUUUUGCUUACAUGGGCAUCCUUCAGCUUUUAAUAAUCUGAAAAGCUCUA